AUGGACGAAGCGCGAGAUACCCCAACACCUCUAAAACAACUAGCUCAGUAUGAGAGAGUGAGAUUCAACGAAGGCUUGCACGGAAAACGAACAAGAUACAUGGGGUUUUCUCAAGAAGCUGACGACGCUUGGAACGAGCUGCAAGAAGUUGGAAUUGUUCGUCUGUCUCCUGAGGAGCAGAUGAGCAUGGAGGUCAAGUCCAACCCAGACAUAGAAAAAAAGGAUUACACCGUGUACGCUGUCGGUAUGUGGCACGACAUACACUGCCUAGUCAUUGUCUCGAUUACCUCCGUCAGGUGGCUCUUUGCCGUGGCUCAUUGGAUCUCGUGGCAUGGCACAUCCUGGAAGACGGAGACCGACAACCCAAAUAUGACCAAGCUCAAGUAUGCCACAAGUAUGAGCCUCUUCGGGAUUGGGCAAAUCUUCACCGAGCUGGAAACUCAUCUCAGGUGGGAAUUCUCACGGUAG
Molecule: messenger RNA, 468 nt
Organism: Diaporthe citri
Lineage: Eukaryota; Fungi; Ascomycota; Sordariomycetes; Diaporthales; Diaporthaceae
Exons: 4
Coding region: 1-468 (155 amino acids)
Biological process (GO): mycotoxin biosynthetic process
Source: RefSeq, a predicted model, not a curated record